AUGGCUCUCACGGCUUCCCCGGCGGCGCCCCCGAACUGGGGACGAUGGCCCCAGCAGCUUCCUCACGACUUCACCAUGAUGGACCAUCCCGCCUUCAUGCCCUACGACUCUCGCCCGCCGCCGCCGCCGACGACGCACAUGCAGCGGCCCGUGGCCCCUCAGUACGUCGUGGCUCCCCAGUACGGCUCCGGGCCCAUGACGGCGCUGGCGCCGCCGCAGUAUCACCACCAGCAGCCGUUCGCCUACGUCCCCUACCAGAGCCCGCCGCCGGCCACGCCCAUCGGCUCCCCGUACAAGCAGGAGGCCCCGCGCAUGCUGGCCUCGGACGUCAACCCCUCCCGCGGCAUGCCCUUUCGCCGCGGCUCGAGGCAGCUCAACGGCAGCCGGCUCCAGUCGCCGUCGGCCCGGAGCGAUUCCCUGGCGUCGACGAGCAACCGCUCCGUCGCCUCGAACCCGUGCGCCGCCAAGACCAUCACCUACAACGAGACCAUCGACCCCGCCGACAGGGUCAACUUUGAAACGGAAGUCGACGAGCUCAUGAAGGCCAUCCAGAAGUCGGACGAGGACGAGGCGGCGGCGGCCCAGACCCUCACGCCGGCCCAGACGCCGAGCGCAGAGGCCGGCUCGGGACCUCAGAGCCCCGCGAGCCACGCGCAGCCGUCGACGCCCGGCAUGACGGAGACGAAGCUGAAGAAGAAGUGGGUGUGCGACGGGCCCAACUGCACCAAGCGCUUCGUUCAGAAGACGCAUCUCGACAUCCAUCGCCGGACGCACACCGGCCACAAGCCCUACGUCUGCACAAAGGACAACUGUGGUCUCACAUUCUCUCAACGCGGCAAUCUCAAGACUCACAUGCGCCGCCACACCGGGGAGAAGCCGUAUUCCUGCAGCAUCUGCGGCAAGCUGUUCGCGCAGCGCGGCAACGUCCGAUCCCACGAGGAGACGCACAAGGGUCUCAAGCCUUUCGUCUGCAGACUCGACGACUGCAACAAGACCUUUUCGCAGCUUGGAAACAUGAAGACGCAUCAGAACAACUUCCACAAGGACACGCUCCAAAAGCUCACCAACAUGUUCGUCAAGUUUGCCCGCCUCGGCGAGGUCCCCGAAGAGCACCAAGAGCUGUUCGACUACUUCAAGGCACACUACAAGAACAGCAACAAGGGCAUCAAGGGUCGUGGCAAGGCCCGCACCGUCGCGCCGAAAUCAAAGGCCGCCGACCACAACCCGAACGCAUCCCUGGCCUUCCCGCACCUCCCGAUGCCCGCGCAGGCGCAGACGUACGUUCCCGGACAGGCCAACGGCGGCAUGCCCAGCAUCGGCCGCCACCACGCAGCGGGCGGCUAUGCCAUGUUCGACCAGCACCCCGAUCACGUCGCCGCACCGGGAAUGCUCUACGAGGAUGUGCACUCGCGGCAGAUGGGCUUCGCCGAUCGCCUGUAUUGA
This is a messenger RNA of Drechmeria coniospora, 1443 nucleotides long. RefSeq names its product putative finger protein AZF1. Gene Ontology annotation, molecular function: DNA-binding transcription factor activity, RNA polymerase II-specific; RNA polymerase II cis-regulatory region sequence-specific DNA binding. Gene Ontology annotation, cellular component: nucleus. The record is from RefSeq and is a predicted model, not a curated record. Gene Ontology annotation, biological process: regulation of transcription by RNA polymerase II; central nervous system development. NCBI's taxonomy places the organism in Eukaryota, Fungi, Ascomycota, Sordariomycetes, Hypocreales, Ophiocordycipitaceae. Bases 1 to 1443 code for a protein of 480 amino acids. The transcript has 4 exons.